Theobroma cacao (cacao) is the source of this 2119-nucleotide messenger RNA. RefSeq names its product VH1-interacting kinase (gene VIK). Gene Ontology annotation, biological process: protein phosphorylation. The record is from RefSeq and is a predicted model, not a curated record. Lineage: Eukaryota; Viridiplantae; Streptophyta; Magnoliopsida; Malvales; Malvaceae. Gene Ontology annotation, molecular function: ATP binding; protein serine/threonine kinase activity; protein binding.
CGACACCGACACCGACACCGACGCCGACGCGGCCUCACGCGUUCACUCCCCGGCACCCUCUGUGAGCUAUUUAUUGGUUUAGAAGGAAUCUUAAUGGGAUUUGUGAGGAAGAAAGAAGGGUUAAGAGAGAGAAAGAAUCUUGUUCUGUUGACAAAGUAAAACCGAAAAACCGAUAAAGAAACAGUUAUAUUUCCCACUUGCCUUUCAUUUUGUGCCAAUUUCCACUACAAGUAACUUUCUCUCUCCCCCAAACCCCAGAGAAGAAAAGAAUAUAAUAAACAAUAAAAAACCAAUACAGAGGAAGGGAGACAUUGCGAUCGAUCCGAUCCGAUCCGACCCGAAGGAACAGAUCUUUUGACCAUGAGUUCAGACACAACCGGCGGAGAAUCGCCGGCGCAGGGAUCUAGCGGGAAGGCGAGCUCGACGUCGUCGUCGGCGGACAAGCAAAAGGAGAAGGCGAGAGUGAGCAGGACUUCGCUCAUCUUAUGGCACGCUCACCAGAACGACGCUGUCGCUGUCCGCAAGCUUCUCGAGGAAGAUCGGUCUCUGGUCCAGGCUAGGGACUACGACAACCGUACGCCUCUCCACGUGGCUUCACUCCAUGGCUGGAUCGACGUCGCCAAGUGCCUAAUCGAUUAUGGCGCCGAUGUCAACGCCCAAGAUCGCUGGAAGAAUACGCCUUUAGCUGAUGCAGAAGGAGCUAGGAAACAUAAUAUGAUUGAGCUAUUAAAAUCAUAUGGUGGAUUAUCUUAUGGCCAAAAUGGAAGCCAUUUCGAACCAAAGCCAGUUCCACCCCCUCUACCAAACAAGUGUGACUGGGAGAUUGACCCUUCUGAGCUGGACUUCACAAAUUCAAAUAUUAUUGGGAAGGGGUCAUUUGGUGAGAUUUUGAAGGCCAGUUGGCGAGGAACACCAGUAGCUGUCAAACGCAUUCUUCCAUCUCUUUCAGAUGACAGAUUGGUGAUUCAGGAUUUCCGGCAUGAAGUGAAUUUGCUAGUGAAGCUCCGCCACCCUAAUAUAGUUCAAUUCCUGGGAGCUGUAACUGAGAAGAAGCCUCUUAUGUUAAUUACUGAGUAUUUAAGAGGGGGUGAUCUUCAUCAGCAUCUCAAGGAAAAGGGUGCACUUAAUCCAGCAACAGCCAUCAACUUUGCAUUGGACAUAGCUAGGGGCAUGGCUUAUCUUCACAACGAGCCAAAUGUUAUAAUUCACCGAGACCUUAAACCAAGGAAUGUGCUUUUGGUCAACUCCAGCGCUGACCAUUUGAAAGUUGGAGACUUUGGAUUAAGCAAGCUCAUCAAGGUUCAAAAUUCUCAUGAUGUCUACAAAAUGACUGGCGAGACAGGGAGUUAUCGUUAUAUGGCUCCUGAAGUUUUCAAACACAGAAAAUAUGAUAAAAAGGUUGAUGUUUUCUCUUUCGCAAUGAUACUGUAUGAGAUGCUUGAAGGAGAGCCUCCAUUCUCACAUUACGAGCCUUAUGAAGCAGCUAAGUAUGUCGCAGAAGGACACAGGCCUACUUUUCGUUCAAAAUCAUACCUCCCUGAACUGAAAGAUUUAACAGACAAGUGUUGGGCUGCUGACAUGAACCAAAGACCAUCUUUCUUGGAAAUUCUCAAGAGGCUUGAAAAGAUCAAGGAAAAUGUACCCACCGAUCAUCAUUGGAAUAUAUUCAAUACAUGAUGCUCAAGAUUUGAUGAAAUCAAUGAUUUUCAUCCUGUUUCCACUAGCUCUCCCAUUUGUGCAGAUGGUCUUGUGAAUACACUCACUAAGUAGCUUAUGAUAGAUUUUGCUAUGAUUGGUUUUCCUCUAUUCUUUCCAAAUUCUAUCAUGAGCCGGUGUGUCUGCAUUUUCAACUCUUAUUAUCUCGAAUUCAAGCAAAUAAACCGAGGAGAUCAUUCAGAUUGACAUAUAUAAAAUGUUUUCUCAUCUUAUGGUCUCUUUUAUCUUUCAUCCUUCAAUUGGAAUGCCUUAUAGUCACACUAUUGAUUAUGAGGAGCAAACAAUAGGCAAAUUUCUAUGUUGUUUGUUGUUUUAGUGUCUUUUUUUGUAAACGGUUGGACAAAGUUGUCUGAAUCUUUAGGCAGAAUUUUCUUGUAUAUGAUGAAUUUGUGGAACUUUGCAA